Messenger RNA from Neofelis nebulosa (Clouded leopard), 6019 nucleotides. It is a transcript of the gene PLCG2, whose product is annotated as phospholipase C gamma 2. Bases 158 to 3745 code for a protein of 1195 amino acids. Gene Ontology annotation, biological process: positive regulation of epithelial cell migration; phospholipid catabolic process; phosphatidylinositol-mediated signaling. The record is from RefSeq and is a predicted model, not a curated record. The transcript is spliced from 32 exons. NCBI's taxonomy places the organism in Eukaryota, Metazoa, Chordata, Mammalia, Carnivora, Felidae. Gene Ontology annotation, molecular function: phosphatidylinositol-4,5-bisphosphate phospholipase C activity; protein binding.
CCAGGAGUCACGUGGCGCGCGGCCGCGGCCGAAGCAGAAGUAGCAGCGCCCGCGUUGGAGGGCGCGCGCCGCAGGGAGUGCCCGGAGCCGGGACCCGCGGCCGGGGCUCGGCCAGCGUCCUGUUCCCUCACGCCUCCCACCGCGUCCUCUGCCAAAAAUGACCGCCAUGGUCAACAUGGACACCCUUCCUGAAUAUGAGAAGAGUCAGAUCAAGAGAACCCUGGAGCUGGGCACGGUGAUGACCGUGUUCAGCUUUCGUAAGUCUACCCCCGAGCGGAGGACUGUCCAGGUGAUCAUGGAGACGCGGCAGGUGGCCUGGAGCAAGACGGCUGACAAGAUUGAAGGCUUCUUGGAUAUCAUGGAAAUCAAGGAAAUCCGCCCCGGGAAGAACUCCAAGGAUUUUGAGCGCGCGAAGGCAGCCCGCCAGAAGGAGGACUGCUGUUUCACCAUCUUGUAUGGCACCCAGUUCGUCCUGAGCACUCUGAGUUUGGCAGCUGAUUCUAAAGAAGAUGCAACUAAGUGGCUCUCUGGCUUGAAAAUCUUACACCAGGAAGCGAUGAGUGCGUCUACGCCCACCAUUAUUGAGAGUUGGCUGAGAAAGCAGAUUUAUUCAGUGGAUCAAACCAGAAGAAACAGCAUCACCCUCCGGGAGCUGAAGACCAUCUUGCCCCUGGUCAACUUCAAAGUGAACAGUGCCAAGUUCCUCAAAGAUAAGUUUGUGGAAAUCGGCGCUCACAAAGAUGAACUCAGCUUUGAGCAGUUCCACCUUUUCUAUAAAAAUCUUAUGUUUGAGCAGCAAAAGUCGAUUCUUGAUGAAUUCAAAAAAGAUUCUUCUGUGUUCAUCUUGGGCAACACCGACCGGCCGGAUGCCUCCGCUGUUUACCUGCACGACUUCCAGCGGUUUCUCCUACACGAACAGCAGGAGGUUUGGGCUCAGGAUCUGAACAAAGUCCGCGAGCGGAUGACAAAGUUUAUCGAUGACACCCUGAGGGAGACCGCCGAGCCCUUCUUGUUUGUUGAUGAGUUCCUCACGUACCUGUUUUCGCGGGAGAACAGCAUCUGGGAUGAGAAGUACGACGUCGUGGACAUACAGGACAUGAACAACCCCUUGUCCCAUUACUGGAUCUCCUCCUCACAUAACACGUACCUCACCGGUGACCAGCUGCGGAGUGAGUCGUCCACGGAGGCAUACAUCCGCUGCCUGCGCAUGGGCUGUCGCUGCAUCGAGCUGGACUGCUGGGACGGGCCCGAUGGGAAGCCCAUCAUCUACCAUGGCUGGACGCGGACCACCAAGAUCAAGUUUGAUGACGUCGUGCAGGCCAUCAAAGACCAUGCCUUUGUCACCUCAAGCUUCCCGGUGAUCCUGUCCAUCGAAGAGCACUGCUGUGUGGAGCAGCAGCGCCACAUGGCCAGGGUGUUCAAGGAGGUGUUUGGCGACCUGCUGUUGACAAAGCCCACGGAGGCCAGUGCUGACCAGCUGCCCUCGCCCAGCCAGCUGCGGGAGAAGAUCAUCAUCAAGCAUAAGAAGCUGGGCCCCCGAGGCGAUGUGGAUGUCAACGUGGAAGAUAAGAAAGAUGAGCACAAGCAACAGGGUGAACUGUACAUGUGGGAUUCCAUUGACCAGAAAUGGACCCGGCACUACUGUGCCAUCGCCGAUGCCAAGCUUUCGUUCAGCGAUGACAUUGAGCAGACUGCAGAGGAGGAGCUGCCCCAGGAUAUACCCCCCACGGAGCUGCAUUUUGGGGAGGAGUGGUUCCACAAGAAGGUGGAGAAGAGAACAAAUGCCGAGAAGCUGCUUCAGGAAUACUGUGCCGAGACGGGGGGCAAAGAUGGGACCUUCUUGGUGCGGGAGAGCAAGACCUUCCCCAACGACUACACCCUGUCCUUCUGGCGGUCUGGCCGGGUCCAGCACUGCCGGAUCCGCUCCGUCAUGGAGGGCGGGACCAUGAAGUACUUCCUGACUGACAACAUCAUGUUCACCAGCAUCUAUGACCUCAUCCAGCACUACCGUGAGACGCACCUGCGCUGUGCCGAGUUCGAGCUCCGGCUCACCGACCCCGUGCCCAACCCCAACCCCCACGAGUCAAAGCCGUGGUACUAUGAUGGCCUGAGCCGCGGGGAAGCAGAGGACAUGCUGAUGAGAGUUCCCCGGGACGGGGCCUUCCUGAUCCGGAGGCGGGAAGGUACCGACUCCUACGCCAUCACCUUCAGGGCCAGGGGCAAAGUAAAGCAUUGCCGCAUCCAUCGGGACGGCCGGCACUUUGUGCUGGGGACCUCUGCCUACUUCGAGAGCCUCGUCGAGCUGGUCAGUUACUACGAGAAGCACGCGCUGUACCGGAAGAUGCGGCUGCGCUAUCCCGUGACGCCUGAGCUGCUGGAGCGCUAUAAUAUGGAACGAGAUAUCAACUCCCUCUAUGACGUCAGCAGGAUGUAUGUGGAUCCCAGUGAAAUCAACCCGUCCAUGCCUCAGAGGACCGUCAAAGCUCUGUAUGACUACAAAGCCAAGCGAAACGAUGAGCUGAGCUUCUGCCGUGGGGCCCUCAUUCACAACGUCUCCAAGGAGCCCUGGGGCUGGUGGAAAGGAGACUAUGGGACCAGGAUCCAGCAAUACUUCCCAUCCAACUAUGUUGAGGACAUUUCAACGGUCGAUGUGGAAGAACUGGAAAAGCAGAUUAUUGAAGACAAUCCCUUAGGGUCUCUUUGCAGAGGAAUACUGGAUCUCAACACCUAUAACGUCGUGAAAGCCCCGCAGGGGAAAAACCAGAAGGCGUUUGUGUUCAUCCUGGAGCCCAAGAAGCAAGGCGACCCUCCGGUGGAGUUUGCCACAGACAGGGUCGAGGAGCUCUUUGAGUGGUUUCAGAGCAUCCGGGAGAUCACCUGGAAGAUGGACACCAAGGAGAACAACAUGAAGUACUGGGAGAAGAACCAGUCCAUCGCCAUCGAGCUCUCGGACCUGGUAGUCUACUGCAAGCCGACCAGCAAGACCAAGGACAAUUUAGAAAACCCCGACUUCCGAGAAAUCCGCUCCUUCGUGGAGACGAAGGCUGACAGUGUCGUCAGACAGAAACCGGUCGACCUCCUCAAGUACAAUCAGAAGGGCCUGACCCGUGUCUACCCGAAGGGACAGAGGGUGGACUCCUCCAACUACGACCCCUUUCGCCUCUGGCUGUGUGGCUCCCAGAUGGUGGCACUCAACUUCCAGACUCCAGACAAGUACAUGCAGAUGAAUCAAGCCUUGUUCUCACUCAACGGGCGGACAGGCUACGUUCUGCAGCCCGAGAGCAUGAGGACGGAGAAGUACGACCCCAUGCCACCCGAAUCCCAGCGGAAGAUUUUGAUGACUCUGACAGUCAAGGUUCUCGGGGCUCGCCAUCUCCCCAAACUUGGCCGAAGCAUCGCAUGUCCCUUUGUGGAGGUGGAAAUCUGUGGGGCUGAAUAUGACAACAACAAGUUUAAGACCACAGUUGUGAAUGACAAUGGCCUAAGCCCCGUUUGGGCUCCAACACAGGAGAAGGUGACCUUUGAAAUUUAUGACCCAAACCUCGCGUUUCUGCGCUUUGUGGUCUACGAGGAAGAUAUGUUCAGUGAUCCUAACUUCCUCGCUCAUGCCACUUACCCCAUCAAAGGAAUCAAAUCAGGAUUCAGAUCUGUUCCUCUGAAGAACGGGUACAGUGAAGAUAUCGAGCUGGCUUCCCUCCUGGUGUUCUGUGAGAUGCAGCCAGUCCUGUUUCAGAUUUCAUCAUAAACAAUUAAAGCAUCAGUAGGGGUGCCUGGGUGGCUCUGUUGGUUAAGCAUCCGACUUCAGCUUGGGUCAGGAUCUCACAGUUCAUGAGUUCAAGCCCUGUGUCGGGCUCUGUGCUGACAGCUCAGAGCCUGGAGCCUGUUUCAGAUUCUGUGUUUCCCUUUCUCUCUACCCCUCCCCUGCUCAUGCUCUCUGUCUCAAAAAUAAAUAAAGAUAUUAAAUUUUUUUUUUAAUAAAAGCAUCAAUGGGGGGAAUAAAAAUUGAAAAAAACUAAAGGUACAGAACACCGUGAAGAUCUUGUCACAGGCCAGGAACAGUUUAUAACCAAAGAUGUUCUCCAAGACUUCGAGGACUCUAAAGUUUAAAAACACGUAGAUCCAUCUAAAACAAAGGCUUAUAGACGACGCAAGGAUUGAAAGUAGGAAUAAGAAAAUCCUAACAUAAACAAAUCUAUAUACCUCAAAGUGGACAUACCUCCACGGGAGAACAUGAGAUAAUUAGGGCAAACAGCCAAAUCUUUCUCCCUAAAGAUCAUCCCUAAAAACUGAAAAACCAAGAACGUGCCUUUCAAGUACUUUUUUUAAAGAACUCUCAACAAUCAAAAGAACUCAAUGUUGAGGAGCAGGAAUCAUGAGGGCUGGGGUGACGGUGAACAAGGAGAAUGCUAUUUUUUGUGUGUGGUAUAAUAAUCCUUAUAGUACUUCUUGACUUUCAACUCUGUGCAUAUAUAACUAAUAAAAACUCAAAGCUUUAAGCUUAAGUAGGAGCAGAUGAUGCACUGGUGGGGAGCAUAUGACUUCUUGAAGGACAUUUGCUGUGAAGGUGACAAGAGACAUGGGUUAGUAGCUGGAGGGGCUGUGGGGUGAAGGACAGCUUUUGAAGAUGUAUUUGCUGCUGAUGGGCGUGAUUUACCAGAGCUCCAGAAGGGAAUGAUGGUACAGGAGAGAGAGGACCCCGGGGCCAGCAGGAACGAAGGCAGGACUACGGCAAGGGGCCCCGGAUGGGCAGAUUUCCCAUGUGGUUUCUCCUCUACCCUAUGUGAAGCCAGAAGCAGGGCCAUCAGCUGAAAUCGGGGCAGUCCUCUCAAGAGACGACAGAGGAUUUCUGAGCAAAGCACAGAAGGAUUAGAUCACUCAAUGUGCUUCUGUGAUGUAUGCAUUCAUACAUAUUUUACUUAGGAUUUUUGCACGGACAAGUCUAUAGUUCUCCGUCAGGUUUUGUUACGCUGGCUUCUUAGGAACUACAUGGAAGCCUUCCUUCUCCCAGCUGUGGCACCUCUUGAGUGGAACCAGAGUAACUAUUGACUACACCCAACAGAUGUUAGAGACAUCGUUUGUGAAACUUUCUGGGCCAGCUGUAAGAGCUUUCCCAUUUUCUUCUGGGAUAAAAUGAGUCUCAAUUUUUUUUCCUUACCGGAUAAUUUUCUAUAAUAAGAAAUAUGUACGUAUGCCUAUAAUAAAUAUUGGGAGAUAACAAAAGUCUUACAACAAACACAAAUACAUACCCAUUCUUCUCAUGACCCGCUUGGUUUUCACUGCACAAGUUCCCACCAUUUCUAGGUUUGCCUUUACUGAUUCAGUCUGCUUUCCUUAGACCUGUUCCUUUUAUAGCUCUCUGUGUUCCUUUUAUAACGCUUUGUGUUUCCUUAGACCUGUUCCUUUUAUAACUCUUUAUUUCCUAUCAUUGUUGGGUGCUGAUGCAAUGGGGGUGAAGGCCACGCACACAGAGAUGACACAGGGCUAGGCGCACUUGCUCUCCUGAGACACGCUUCAGAAAAAAGGACUUGGCAAGUGCCCAGGACCCAGGCCGGUCAUCAUCACCUGCUUGAGGGACUGGGGUAAAGGCAGGUACAGCCAGGAAGCCAGGACACGGACUGUUCCCAAGAACCCAGAGCUCUGAGCAAUCAUCCUAGCACUUUGCUGGCCCUGCCAUAGGAGUCCCCCAUUUAGGACAUUCAGAAAACCAGAUACCAAUGUAUAGAUUCAAGAAGAAAUCCCAUUCAAGAUGAGCUUACACAUUAACAUUUUAAAGCACUUGUGGGGUGCCUGGGUGGCUCAGUGAAGCGUCUUUUUUUUUUUUUUUGAAAAUAUAUAUGUUUUAAUUAGGCAGAGAAUCCCAGGCAGACUCUGCUGACAGUGGGGAGCGUGACACAUGGCUUGAACCCACGAACUGUGAGAUCAUGACCUGAGCUGAAAUCAAGGAGUCCGCCUCCUAGCUCAGGUCUUGAUCACAGGGUCAUGAGUUCAAGCCCCACACUGGGCACAGAGCCUACUUAAA